Molecule: messenger RNA, 1233 nt
Organism: Caenorhabditis elegans
Lineage: Eukaryota; Metazoa; Nematoda; Chromadorea; Rhabditida; Rhabditidae
Gene: cav-2
Product: Caveolin-2
Exons: 10
Coding region: 57-1112 (351 amino acids)
Biological process (GO): caveola assembly
Cellular component (GO): plasma membrane; caveola; apical plasma membrane
Source: RefSeq, marked reviewed
UUUUACUCAUUUCUGUCACCUGCUAAACAGGCAAAACUUUAUUUUUUAACUGAAAAAUGACUCGUCAGAAUACUUCCGAAAGUGACAACACACAACGACCACCAAUACCUCAAUAUGAUACUGUUGACGAUAUUGAUGAGCUAACCGAUGCUAUGGAUAAGGAAGAUCAUCACCAUCAUCACCACCAUCAUGAGCAUCAUCAUCAGCAUCAAGGCAUUGCUCAAUAUGAUACUGUAGAGGAAGUUGAAACUUUGGAAACUGUACAUCAUCGAACCUCGUUGAAUCAAGAAGUACCAACUCCUCAGAGACGUAGCCAUCCACAAUAUGAUAAUCUAGAUGAUAUUGAUGAUCAAGAGUAUAUUACUGAAGUUGAAGUGAAAUCCAAUAGAGGAUCAACAUUAACCACUCGUCCGCAUGUUACUAUCAAACAGGAUGAGAUUGAGGAUAUUGGAGAAAGACAAGUUACUGUUAUUGAAAUCGCAUCACAAAAAGGCUCAACAAAGAGGGUAGCACCAAGAAAAGACUACGCACCGUCAAUUCCACUCCCAGAACAUCCUGCUCAACAAUCUGCACCACCCACGCAACAAUCUCGCCCACAAACUACCUCACAUAAGCCACCAAAUCCUGAAAUGGAAUUUGACAUUGGAGUUAAAAAUAUUGCUCCUGUACUUAUUCAUAAGAUGAACAUGGAUGAUCGAGACCCAAAAGAUUCUGCACAGUAUUUGAAUACAUCGUUCUUCGAAGUUUUCAACGAGCCAAGUGAGCAGUAUCAUAGUAUUGCAUGUGUCUGGACAUUGUCUUUCAAAAUUUUUGAAAUAGUUCGAAUCUACAGUUACAAGAUUCUUACUCUUAUUUUCGGACUCAUCAUUGCAUUUUUGGGCGGAAUCUUAUUCGCUUUAUUUGCAUUUUUGAACAUUUGGAUCUUCCGGCCAAUCCUCAUUCUGACCCGAAUGGCUUUUGCACAGAUUGUCUUGAUUUGGCCAAUGUUCUUAAUUUACAUAGUUCGUCCAUUCUUCUACUCAGUUGGAGCAAUCUUUUCGACUGCACGACUACAUACAUCUCGUGGAGAACAAGUUGUGGAAGUAUGGGAAAAACACAUUCAUCAUGUUUAAUUUUAUUUUUACCCCAUGAUCAUUAUUGGUUGUAACCGUUAACUGUAUACAUACAGUUUAACUCUGAUACAAAACUGCGCCUUCCGUUUAAUAUUUUUAAAUAAAUUAAUUCGAUAGCAUC